Messenger RNA from Spirometra erinaceieuropaei, 639 nucleotides. NCBI's taxonomy places the organism in Eukaryota, Metazoa, Platyhelminthes, Cestoda, Diphyllobothriidea, Diphyllobothriidae. The record is from the annotation of a GenBank genome assembly.
AUGAGUCCGCUCACUCUGGCAGCCUUGAAUGUUCUUUCCCUUUUAGACAAUCCAAGGAGCAACCGACCAGAACGGAGGACAGCGCUAGUGGCUGGGGAACUGGCACGCUACAAGGUGGACAUCGCCGCGCUCAGCGAGACCCGGUUCUCUGAACAAGGCCAAUUGGAGGAGGUGGGUGCCGACUACACCUUCUUUGGUAGCGGUCGCCACAGGACAGAUCGAAGAAACGCGGGUAUCGUCUUCGCCAUCCGAAAUGACAUCGUGGGACGACUGUCCUGUCUGCCGCAGGGCCUCAACGAUCGCCUGAUGAGCCCCCGCCUGCCUGUCCUGGGAAGCAAAUCCGUUACCAUCAUCAGCGUCUACGCGCCGCCGAUGACCAGCACUGACGCUGCAAGGAACAAAUUCUACGAGGACCGGUAUGCCUUCCUGGCGUCUGCGUCGAAAACGGAUAAGUUGAUUGUCGUUGGUGACUUCAACGCCUGCGUCGGCACAGACCAUGCUACCUGGAGAGGAGCGCUGGGUCCCCAUGGUCUCAACGGUUUCACUGACAAUGACCUGCUCCUCCUACGAACCUGCGCAGAACACCGACUCCUCCUAACGAACACCUUUUGCUCGCCGGGGCGAGAGGAGGCCACCUGA